AUUAACUUUAAAAAAUUUCCUUUAAUUAAAGAAAAAUAUUUUCUACUAAUUUUUAAUUUAAUGAUGAUCGCUGCUAUUCUUUUUACAUUUUUUGUUAUAAAUAAUGUUUUGUUGGAAAACUAUACCGAAGGAAAAAUUACUUUUACUGACAAAACAAAAUUACCAAAAAUAGGAAAGCUUGUUGAAAAUAUUAAACAUGAAAAAGCGACGGAAGUAUUACGCCUUUCUGGAGAGGUAUUUCUAUUUUUCUAA
Molecule: messenger RNA, 252 nt
Organism: Meloidogyne enterolobii
Lineage: Eukaryota; Metazoa; Nematoda; Chromadorea; Rhabditida; Meloidogynidae
Source: the annotation of a GenBank genome assembly